Molecule: messenger RNA, 2527 nt
Organism: Chelonus insularis
Lineage: Eukaryota; Metazoa; Arthropoda; Insecta; Hymenoptera; Braconidae
Product: sodium-independent sulfate anion transporter-like
Exons: 12
Coding region: 269-1957 (562 amino acids)
Biological process (GO): transmembrane transport
Cellular component (GO): plasma membrane
Molecular function (GO): sulfate transmembrane transporter activity
Source: RefSeq, a predicted model, not a curated record
AUUUGGGGGCGUGUCGACGAUCAAUUUUCCGAAGCGACAACUAGCGGUCAGAGAACAUAAGUUUUAGGAUUUACCGACACGUUAGCUGAAACUAAGUCCGGAUUUUUAACCCAGGAUUGAGCUUUUAUACUUGUCUCUCUUCUCUGGUAGAAGUGAUUAAGUGAUUUUAAUAUCAAGUAAUGCGAAAAAUUGUAUGCUUUUUGGAAAUUGUGUUUUGAAAAAAAAAACAUCCGGUAAUAAACGGGAAAUUUAAUCUGGAAAAUUCAUUAUGCAGACAAUGAAGUGUGAAACCAUCUCUGCUAAGACAUAUGUUAAACGUCGAUUUCCUAUUCUUGACUGGAUUCCAAAAUACAAACCGUCAUGGUUGCUGCAAGAUACUUUGGCUGGUAUUACUGUUGGACUAACGGCUAUACCACAAGGUAUCGCUUACGGGGUCGUCGCCGGAUUGGGUCCCGAGUAUGGUCUAUAUUCAGCAUUUAUGGGAUGUUUUAUCUACGUCAUCUUUGGAUCCUGCAAAAAUAUUACGAUUGGUCCUACAGCUAUUAUGGCUUUAAUAGUUCAACCCUUAGUGAUGAAUUAUGGUGCGGAUAUAGCUGUACUAAUUUGCUUUCUCAAAGGAUGCAUCAUCGCUCUCUUUAGUAUUUUCCAUUUGGGUUUUUUGCUUGAUUUUAUAUCACUGCCUGUCAUCACGGGUUUCACAUCAGCAGCAGCAAUCAACAUCGCAGCCUCACAGUUUAAAUCUCUUUUAGGUAUACCUGGUAGAAGUGAAGACCUUAUUCGUGCCCUUACAUCUAUUUUCAAAGACUAUGAUAAAAUGAAUGUAUACGACAUCAUCCUUGGCACUAGUACCUUAAUUGGCCUUGUAAUUCUCAAGAACGUCCGUGGAAAAAGGACAGGAUCAACACGUGAAAAGAUUGGAUGGACAAUAGGUCUCACGAGAAAUGCACUCGCAGUAAUUGUUGGUGCAGUUGCAGCAUAUAUUUUCCAUGUGUAUAAUAUGGAACCAUUUCGACUUACAGGUUCAAUGGACGCAGGAUUACCUCCACUAUCGCUACCACCUUUUUCAACAAACUUCAAUAAUAACACGUAUCAUUUUCUAGAGAUGACAAAAAAUAUGGGCUCUACGUUGUUCACUAUUCCAAUUAUUUCAACAAUCGAACACAUCGCAAUAGCUAAAGCUUUUGCCAUGGGGAAAACACUAGAUGCCACUCAAGAAAUGCUAGCUCUCGGUAUGUGCAAUAUAUUUGGUUCUUUCGUAAGAUCGAUGCCAGUUACAGGAUCGUUCACGAGAACAGCAGUAAAUUAUGCUUCCGGUGUAAGAACAACUUUAGGAGGAAUAUUUACUGGUGGCUUAGUGCUUUUAGCAACUGGAUUUUUGUCAAAUGCAUUCAAAUUUAUUCCAAAAGCUACUCUUGCAGGAAUAAUUAUUUGCGCCAUGUACUAUAUGCUUGAUUUUGAGACUUAUCGUUUGCUCUGGCAUGCUAAAAAGAUGGACUUCUUUACGAUGAUGAUUACAUUAUUAUCAUGCGUUUUUUUAGGUCUAGAAAUUGGUAUUGGCAUUGGAGUAGCUUUAAACCUAGCUAUUCUGCUAUAUUUUGUAGCUAGACCUUCAGUACAAAUCUCUGUAAAUCAGAUCGAUGGCUGUACUUCAAUUCACGUCACACCGGAAGAAGCAGUGACAUUUCCAGCAGCAGAAAAUCUUCGUGUAAAUAUAAUGAGACUUACUGAAGAAAACCUUGGAAACGCGAUACUUGACUGCAAGAAUUUGAAGCGGAUCGACGUUACUGUUGCAAAGAAUAUUAAACUCCUAUCUCAUGAUCUAAAACUACGUGGACAGCAACUGACAUUUGUCAACUGUACGACAGAAGUUAAUUCUGUGCUUAAUACGUUUGCACCUGAAUUAUCAAACAGUUUUAAGGACUCACGAGAAUCUAAUUCCCCAGCGGAUGAGCCGUAGAUGAAUAAACUUGACAGAGUAGCACUUCUUGCAGAACUCUUUCAAGUGAAACUUAACGUGAGUCGAAAGUGAAAAUAAAGUUGCAAGUGAUUCGUGACAGAAGUUACACUCAAAGUUUAAACUUCGUUGUACAGGAAGUUGUAAAUUAGUUUCCUAUUAUUAAUUAUUUUACUGAAUAAGUUAUAUAGACUCCAUCGAUUAAUAACAAUUUUACCAAUAAUUCCCCGUCGUAGUUUCGUAAUUCAUUAUUAAUUGAUACUUGGUGAGGAAACUGAUAAAUAACAUCGGGUUUCAUGGACUUUUGCGAUGUCUGUUCAGUUGAGGAUUUAUUUUCGACCAAUUCCAUAAAUAAAUAUAAUAAUAAUUAAUAAUUUCGAAAAAUAAUCAAAAAAUUGUUUCAAUUAGUUCAUCUAGUCUCGAUUUGGAUAACUGACUUCUAUUGAAUCGAAUUAAACUAUUUUAUUUUUUAGUAUUUACUACAAAAUUUUAGAAAAUAAAAAUCAAAACUAGAAGAACUAAUUAAUUUCACGGAAAUGAAAAAGCAAUCAUCUUAACCUUAUAAAAAGAAAG